Bipolaris maydis ATCC 48331 is the source of this 2617-nucleotide messenger RNA. RefSeq lists its product as uncharacterized. The record is from RefSeq and is a predicted model, not a curated record. Gene Ontology annotation, molecular function: protein binding. Lineage: Eukaryota; Fungi; Ascomycota; Dothideomycetes; Pleosporales; Pleosporaceae.
ACCUAUCGCUGUCCUCGUUUUGCAGCAAUCCCUUCUUUAUAUCCUGACAUCCACCAACGACAUGAUCCCUAUCACGAUAGUGUUGCUCACCACAACGGCCUUCCUUGGGACCACGCUUGCUCUUGAUGCAUGUCCCAAUGGCGAGAGGAUCUAUACUGGUGCGAGUGGCAUGAGCUACAAACUAUGCCCCAACUCUGAUUUUCUGGGAGAAACUGUUCAAAUCCGAGGCAAUGUUAACUCGCUGGAAGAAUGCGCUGCUAUGUGCGAUGAGAAUAAGAAUUGUUAUAGGGGGGUUUAUGACCAUGACUAUCGUUAUUGCCACAUCAAAGGUCAGGGUGAUAUGCGUUGGGAGCCGAGUCAGCAGUUUGACGUUAUUCAACAAAACUUCCGGGACAUUGCUCGCUGCCCAGGCCAAGAGACGUCUUACUCCAGUAAUGAUAAAAACUACAAGAUCUGUCGCUCUUCAGAUCUCCGGGGUGGUACUCUUCAAAUUCAAUGGAAUGUCAACUCAUUGAAUGACUGUGCUGACCGUUGCGCUCGGGAUGGCGCAUGUGUCCAUGCUUUGUGGGACGAAACUUAUAAAGCCUGCCAUUUCAAGGGUAGUCAGGAAACAGAUACGAUCAUCUGGUCAUUGAACAAACAAUUCGAUACCAUUCGCCUCGAUCUCAAGUUUCCUCGAGCUACCAAUGGCGAAUGGUCUGAUCUAGUGUGGCUCCCUCUGAUUCCUGUUGCUGGCUACGUGGUUCCUGAAUUCCCUUCUUCAUCACGAUUACUCGUGUUCAGCGCAUACAAGCCUUUUGAGUUUUCCGGUCCUUUGAAGCAGACUGUAUUCGGAGAUUACAACUUCAAUACUGGCCAGACGUCUUUAAAAACUGUUGCUAACACCCAGCACGACAUGUUCUGUCCUGGAAUCAGUAGUCUCCAAGAUGGCCGAAUCCUGAUUCAGGGAGGUGCAGACGCAGCUGUAACGAGCUUUUACAAUCCGUCGACUAAUGAGUUUACUCGUGGUCCUGAUCUUAAGAAGGCUAGAGGUUAUCAGUCUUCUGUUACAACCUCUGAAAACAAAAUCUUUACUAUCGGAGGAGCAUGGAGCGGUGCCCUUGAAGGAAAGGAUGGUGAGGUUUAUGAUCCAAAGAGCAACAAUUGGACGCCGCUUCCUGGUGCUAAAGUCGGACCCAUGUUGACUCAGGACAAUGCUGGCAUCUGGAGAGAGGACAACCACGCUUGGCUGUUCGCAUGGCGAAAUGGCUCAGUCUUUCAAGCCGGGCCUAGCAAGGCUCAGAACUGGUACGACACCGCAGGCCAAGGCAGGCAAGUCGGCGCAGGCAUCCGAGAUGACAACCACGCAAUGUGCGGCAUCUUUGCCAUGUAUGAGCCCGGUAAGAUUUUCAGUUCUGGUGGCUCAACGUCCUACUCCGACGUCGCGUCCCUUACUCGUGCGCAUAUCACUACCAUCGACAAGCCAUAUCAGUCCGCCAAGGUCGAGCGCAUGCCUGACAUGGCCUUUCCUCGUGGCUAUGCCAAUGCCGUCGUGCUUCCAGAUGGCACGAUCUUCAUUACCGGUGGCCAGCGGUGGGUUAAGGGAUUCCAAGACACCGACUCAGUAGUUUAUCCCGAGUUGUUCAACCCCUACACCAAACAGUGGCGGACUCUGGCCCCAGAAGCUAUUCCCCGGAACUACCACUCCAUCAGCAUUCUGCUCGCUGACGGCCGUGUCUUCAGCGGGGGCGGUGGUCUCUGCUGGACUGGCGGAAAUUGCGAUCCACAUGCCGAUCAUCCCAAUGGGCAGAUAUUCUCGCCACCCUAUCUCUUUAAUUCUGAUGGUUCGGUCGCCACCCGCCCUGUCAUCUCGAGUGUGAGUUCCCAGUCUAUCAAGGUCGGCGGCUCGUGUACGAUCAACAUGUCAGCAACAGCACGGAAUCUCAAAUUCGUGCUUGUGCGCAUGGGUAGCGUAACGCAUUCAGUCAACACUGAUCAAAGACGUAUUCCCUUGACAAAUGUUUCUGGAAGCGGCGCUCGCUACACAGUACGCCUACCAAAUGACAGUGGUGUACUUAUCCCCGGAAUGUAUUACUUAUUUGUCUCGUCCGCGAAUGGUACGCCGAGUCUGGCGAGGACGAUACAGAUAACAUUAUAAAGCAGGAGAUCUGAGAGCUUGAUGGCAUGUUGCUGUGGCAUCGAUGCACGGUGUUACCAGUUGCUGGUAGCCAUGUACGAGUUACGGUCGGAUGGUUGUACCAUCCUGUACUGCAGUCCAGCCAGUUCAGCACGAUCCUGAUUAAUACGACAAGUUCUUCCACAUGACAGGUUUUCAAGCCCUGCAUGCUUAUUGGCUACAAUCCACACAAGGCCUGAAAUAGCACGAUAUCCAUUCUAGGACAUGACGUCGGGUGGUAUCUAGGUUAGCAUUUCUACUCUGUUGGCGGUUGUAUUUAGUUUCUUAUAGAGAGAGACGAAAACCAUAAGUGCAGGUGAAUUCAAAGAGUUGUAGCGCUGAUUGAGUCACUUGUAAGAGCGGUCGAUGCUCUACUCCAGUUUAAAGCAUUCCACAUACUUCAUUUUGACCCACAGAUAAUCCAUAAUAAAUUGUUCUAUGAAGCAGCUUCCUCGGUGACCU